Messenger RNA from Strigops habroptila (Kakapo), 3485 nucleotides. RefSeq names its product ubiquitin specific peptidase 49 (gene USP49). The coding region runs from base 598 to 2691 and encodes 697 amino acids. Gene Ontology annotation, biological process: protein deubiquitination. The record is from RefSeq and is a predicted model, not a curated record. NCBI's taxonomy places the organism in Eukaryota, Metazoa, Chordata, Aves, Psittaciformes, Psittacidae. Gene Ontology annotation, cellular component: cytoplasm. The transcript has 7 exons. Gene Ontology annotation, molecular function: zinc ion binding; cysteine-type deubiquitinase activity.
AGAUGAUUUCCAGGCUGCAGCUAAAGGAGUUUGGGUCGGCACCAAAGGCUUUUCCUUGUUCUGGAAUCAACUCUUGGACAAAUGAAAGACACUUCCAGUGCUGAACAUCCAGCACCUUUCCUGAUCCCUGAACUUCUCCCUUUGCUUCAUGCACAUUUAUUUAGAAGAAGAAAGUAGCGAGUGUCGACAGAUCUGUGCAGAUGUCUUUAAUCAGUUGCAAAAUGUGUAAGAAUGGCACAAAGAAACAUAAUAAAGUCAUGUGUUUUAUUUUAACACUCUUCUAGGGUCAAGAGCCAAAUUGUUUCGGCUGUGCUUGGUUCUUGAAGCUGUUACAGGAUCUUGCCAUAAGUUUUUCCAUGAUUAAGAGCCAUGCAAGAACAGAAAGUAGGGUUUGACCCAGUGUUUAAAUACUGUGAUUUGCAAGGGCUUUGAAGCUGCGCUGCCUUACAAUGAAGACUUAAGUAGUAAUUAAAUUCCCGAAGAUCCGCCAAGACUCCUCUGGCUGCGAUGGGGAUGUUCCGCGCCCGGGCUGCGGCGGCGCGGGGGGAAGGAUGUUUGAACAGGACUCCGUCAAAGCAGCGAAGACUUCUGUAAGACAUGGAUAGAUGCAAACAUGUUGGGCGGCUACGACUCGCCCAGGACCACUCCAUCCUGAACCCCCAGAAGUGGCACUGCGUGGACUGCCAGACCACGGAGUCCAUCUGGGCCUGCCUGAAGUGCUCCCACGUGGCCUGCGGGAGGUACAUCGAGGAGCAUGCACUUAAACACUUUGAAGAAACCAGGCAUCCGUUGGCAAUGGAAGUUAAUGACCUGUAUGUCUUUUGUUACCUUUGUGAAGAUUACGUCUUGAAUGAUAACCCGGAGGGUGAUUUGAAAUUGCUGAGAAGUUCUCUGUCAGCAAUUAAAAGUCAAAAGCAUGACCCGUCAGCAAGGAGUGGCAGGACAUUGCGAUCGAUGGCUUUGGGAGAGGACAUGUGCAGCCAUCAGAGGAGCCUUCAGGGACAGUCUCAGAUGCUUACAGCCCUCUGGCACCGGCGCCAGUCCUUGCUUGCGAAGGCGCUGCGGACCUGGUUUGAGAAGAGCUCCAGGGGCCAGCUAAAACUGAAAGAAAAGAAACAAAUGGAGGAGUUGGAGAAGAAGAAGGAGGCAGCGAGGCAGCGGCGGCGGGAGAUGAAGAGGCAGCUCCUGGAGGAGCUGGCAAACACUCCUCCGAGGAAGAGCGCGAGGCUGUUGUCUCACGUGCACAGAGAGAACUUGAUUCCAAGGAAAUUCAGGGAGGUGGCGACCGCUUCCCCUACCUCAAGGCAGAUGCAGAGCAGCAGAUUCAAACAGUUUUAUUCCAUCCGGCGUAAGCCUCUGAUGACUCCCGGGGUGACGGGUCUGAGGAACCUGGGAAACACAUGUUAUAUGAAUUCGAUUCUGCAAGUGCUAAGUCACCUCCAGAAGUUUAGAGAAUGUUUUUUGACACUUGAUCUCUGUGAAACAGAAGAACUCUUAGCUAAAACUGUGAAUGGGAAGUCUAGGAUGCCUGGCAAGUUGGCAAAUGGGUCUGCUGCUAAUGAGUCAGGGAAGACUGACAAAGUGGGAUCAUAUGGCACGCAGAGCUUGCCAGCUGGCUUAAAUGGUGGCUCCUCAAUAAGCAGGAGUUUAGAACUAAUACAGCCCAAGGAACCGAGUUCAAAGCACAUCUCCCUCUGUCACGAAUUGCACACCCUCUUCAGAGUGAUGUGGUCUGGCAAGUGGGCGCUCGUGUCUCCCUUUGCCAUGCUGCACUCUGUGUGGAGCCUGAUCCCGGCGUUCCGAGGGUACGAUCAGCAGGACGCUCAGGAAUUUCUCUGCGAGUUGUUGGAUAAAGUACAGCAGGAGCUGGAGUCGGAAGGAACGAAGCGCAGGAUCCUCAUCCCUUUCUCCCAGAGGAAGCUCACCAAGCAGGUCCUGAAGGUGGUGAACACCAUUUUUCAUGGGCAGUUGCUUAGUCAGGUCACCUGCAUAACAUGCAACUACAAAUCCAACACUGUGGAGCCCUUUUGGGAUCUCUCCCUGGAAUUCCCCGAGCGCUAUCACUCCAUGGAGAAGGGGAUUGUCCCUGUUCACCAGGCAGAGUGCAUGCUGACAGAAAUGUUGGCCAAGUUCACCGAGACCGAGGCGCUGGAAGGGAGGAUAUACGCGUGUGACCAGUGCAACAGCAAACGGCGAAAGUCGUCUCCCAAACCUCUCGUUCUGAGUGAAGCUAAAAAGCAGUUACUGAUCUACAGACUACCUCAGGUCCUCCGGCUGCACCUUAAACGAUUCAGGUGGUCUGAACGUAAUCACCGCGAGAAGAUUGGGGUCCAUGUCCUCUUUGACCAGGUAUUAAACAUGGAACCUUACUGCUGCAGGGACUCUCUCUCCUCUCUUGACAAAGAGACCUUUGUCUAUGACCUCUCCGCUGUGGUGAUGCAUCACGGGAAAGGGUUUGGCUCAGGACACUACACAGCAUAUUGCUACAACACAGAGGGAGGUUUUUGGGUCCACUGCAAUGACUCCAAACUGAAUGUAUGUAGUGUGGAGGAGGUGUGCAAAACCCAGGCCUACAUUCUUUUUUACACUCAAAGAACAGUGCAGGACAAAGCAAGAAUCUCAGAAAAACAACUCCAAGCUCAGGUGCCGUCCAGACAUAGUGAUAAGGACAGAAGACUGACAUUCCCAUGAUGGGGAGCUCUGUGACUCAACCAACAGUCUCAGUUUUCUUUACAACCAUUGGCGUUCACAUCUUUCCUCUUUGUGGGGAAAAAAAGGCUCGCUGCAGGAGGGGGAUCAGCUCAUGACAUUGGCCACCCAGGGUCUGGAAAAGCCUGUCGAGCUGUGCCAUUCUGACACGUAAGAUUGCAGGCAGAAUCUUGUUUAGAAAGCAUCUUGUCGUUCAACAUGCUCACAAAAUGAAAUCGGAAGGUUUGGUGCUGUGUGUAGCACUCAUCUCAAAAAGGAUUUGGGUAAGGCGUGUAACAGAUGAGCACAACCGGGAUAUUGAAGCAUUCAGCUGGCUUCAAAAACCUUCAGUACCUGGUAAUGCUGAUAAAACUCCAGAAGGAACAGGUACAGUACCCUCCCCUUUGAUUGCUGUUCAGAUUGCCAGGGUUUGAAACGCAGAUCACCCAGGUAUUUGUUGGGACAGUUGUUGGAUAGAUGGAGUUGACUGCCCUCAGAGCUGCUCUUGCUAGAGGAAUGUUAAAUGUCCUUCCACCAGGGAAAAUACUCCCCCGGGGCCUCAGCGAUCUCUGGGAUACCAAGUUCUUUGCCAUCAGUUGAGGGCAAACCCAUGGUGGGCAAGCUUUGUCAGCAGCUCUUCUCCUCAGCGUUUCUGGGGCUGUGUGUGCACUCGAUGGUUUGUUCUCUGGGCUGAACUGAACCGGCAGCUAAAUUCACUAGGAAUGUGAUUUGAAAACAGUUCUGCUCUGGAGAAAGUAUGUUUAAAACACAAACCCCUGUAAUAAACCGGGAAUGUA